UUUUGCUGGUGAAAAGGAACCAAAAGCACUCUUUCCUGGUUCAGAUGAUGUGAAUCAGCUUGAAAAGAUAUUUGAAUGGUGUGGUACUCCUUCAACGGAAGAAUGGGCUGAGGUUGAAAAUCUUGCUCAUUGGAAUGCUCUUAAACCAAAAGAAUCAAAGAAGAGAAGACUCUUGGAAAGAUUUGCAAACUUGAAAUCAUGCUCAAAGAAGGUUCUAGAUUUACUUGAUAAGCUUCUUGUGCUUAAUCCUGCCAAACGAUUAACAACCAAUGAAUGCUUAAAUCACGACUGGUUCUGGGAAAAGGGUUCCACAACCAAUAUCAAACUCAAAAAUCUUCCUUCAACAGCUACUAAUGAAUUCCUUACAAGAAAGAAGGGUGAUAACAAACCAAAUGCACCUUCACAUCAAUUACCAGGUUCUACCAGUGUCCAACAGUUGCCACACAAUAUUAAUCAGAGCUAUGGUGUUUCAUCUACAUCAUCCUCUCAUCCACCAUUUGGUAGUAGUAAUGGUAACAGACAUUCCUAUAAUCCCUCUCACCAUCAUCAAUCGUCACACCAUAGCAGUCAUCAUUCGAACACUAGCUCCUCUCACCAUAAUGGUAGCUCACAUCAUAAUAGUCACCACCAUCACCAAUCAUCACAUCACCACUCUAGUAGCUCACAUCAUGGCUCAACUGGUUCAGGUCAUUCCAAUAAUUAUCAUCGUGACAAUAGGCAUCACCAUGAUCCUCCUCAAAGAAAUAACCAAUUAGCACCUCCAAAUAAGAAGGUUAAAUAUUAAUAAAUGAGUUAUUUAAAGG
Molecule: messenger RNA, 803 nt
Organism: Naegleria gruberi
Lineage: Eukaryota; Heterolobosea; Eutetramitea; Acrasida; Naegleriidae
Product: cell cycle dependent kinase C
Exons: 1
Biological process (GO): intracellular signal transduction
Cellular component (GO): cytoplasm; nucleus
Molecular function (GO): protein serine/threonine kinase activity
Source: RefSeq, a predicted model, not a curated record